Molecule: messenger RNA, 2090 nt
Organism: Magnolia sinica
Lineage: Eukaryota; Viridiplantae; Streptophyta; Magnoliopsida; Magnoliales; Magnoliaceae
Product: peptide-N4-(N-acetyl-beta-glucosaminyl)asparagine amidase A
Exons: 1
Coding region: 32-1891 (619 amino acids)
Cellular component (GO): vacuole
Source: RefSeq, a predicted model, not a curated record
CUGGCAAAACCCAUCGCUCUAUCUCCCACUCAUGGCUUCCUCUCCUCUCUCUCAACUCUCCUUCCUUGUAUUCCCUCUUCUCCUCCUCUCUCAAAACCUCAUCCCUUCCUAUGCAAAUCUCCAGAAAACCAAAUCCCUGCUUUUGGAAUCCCAAGACAUCCCCAAACAGCAAUCCUCAGAAUCUCCCACCAUCUUCUUCCAAGUCACAAAACCCAUCUCUGUUCCCCCAAAUUCCAAACCAUGUACUUCUCUCAUUCUCCAACACUCCUUCGCAUCCACCUACACAAAACCCCCUGUCACAGCUUCUUACAUUCCCCCCUCCAACUGCCCUUUCCAAUCCUUCUCCAAGAUCACCCUCGUUUGGUCUGCUUACUGCAAGGGCCGGCAGUUCGAUCGCAUCUUCGGCGUUUGGCUCGGUGGCGUCGAGCUCUUACGCUCCUGCACCGCUGAGCCCCGUGCCACCGGCAUCAUCUGGACCGUUGAAAAGGACAUCACCAGGUACUCUUCCCUCCUUAAACACCCCCAAAAGCUCGCUGUCUAUCUUGGCAACCUUGUCGACAGUACUUACACUGGAGUCUACCAUGUCAAUGUGACGUUCCGCUUCUAUCCAGAGGAAGAAAGUAAGCCGAAUUGGGCGAAUUCAGGACUUGGGUUUGGUUCCCCGGCCGAUUUGGUACUGCCCAUCUCGCGGAAUCUACCUUUGAAUGAUGGGCUGUGGUUUCUGAUUGAGAAUUCAACGGAUGUUCAGGUGAAGGAAUUCAAAGUCCCCAGGAAUACGUACCGGGCUGUCUUGGAAGUGUUUGUUUCAUUCCAUUCCAGCGACGAGUUCUGGUAUAGCAAUCCACCUAAUGAGUAUAUAGAAGCGAAUAAUCUGACUGGGGUGGGUGGAAACGGCGCAUUUAGGGAGGUGGUCGUUAGUUUGGACGGCAAGGUAGUUGGGGCUGUUUGGCCUUUUACGGUGAUCUAUACUGGCGGCGUCAAUCCCCUUCUUUGGCGUCCCAUUACGGGUAUUGGAUCCUUUGAUCUUCCGACUUAUGAUAUUGAGAUCACGCCAUUCUUAGGGAAGAUUUUGGAUGGGAAGAGACAUAAAUUCGGAUUUAGUGUUACAGAUUGUUUGAGUGUUUGGUAUGUAGAUGCGAAUUUGCACCUUUGGAUGGAUGGCAAUAGUGUGAAAACUAACGGGGAGCUGAUUAAAUACAAAGCAGAGCCAUUCAAGCCUUCUCUGGUCUCACAUUUCAAGGGUCUAAAUGGGUCGUUUGUGACGACUGCAAGUCGGUCCAUAUCGUCGACUGGAUGGGUCAAGUCAUCCCGUGGGAAGAUCACGACACAUUCAUUCCAAGGGUUUGAUUACAAGAAUUUUAUGGUGUUUGGAGAUGAUGGGAAUAUGCAGGUUGUGGAUCAGACCAUAGAUGCCAGCCACGGAGUAUAUGCCAAACACCGGCAUUCUGAUUCAUACUCGAUUCAAGUGUUUCAGAGGUUUCCUCUAUAUCUGUAUACCAAUACUGCUGAUCAAGGCAAUGGCAGUUACUCUUCAUUUGCGAACAUCUCGUUUGGAUUCUUCGAGAAUCAGUAUUUGGAAAUGGGGCCCGAUUUCUCAUUCAGCUUUCUCUCGAACAAGCAGGAUGGUCAGGGUGUUAUGAUUGUAAAAGGAAACCUGGUAGUGAGUGGAUUGGGGAGCACACAGCAAGUAUAUGAAUACCAUAGUAGUGAAGGUUGCUAUUUCAGGAAUGUUAGUAGUAGUAAUUAUACCAUUCUUCACGAUGAAUCGGGAGAGCUCUGUAGUAAGGGGUCGCACUUAGGCUCUAGAUUUGGAUCCAAAAGAAGGCUGCCCAUUCCAACUAGGCGGGUCUCUCUAGUGUCCAAUUUGCGUGAUCGAAAGAAUAGGGAUUAGAUUCAUUGAAUUGGGUUGAUGCUUCCUUAGCUAGAUGAAUUGAAGAUACGUGGUAAGCAUCUCCUCACUGCAUUGUGGUGUGAUCCAAUAAGCAUUUAGUGCAGAUCAUGGAAUUAAUUGUGAAAAGUAAUUUUGUUUUUUUACCCAAGUUGGAUUCCCUUUCAUGGUUCCGUCAAUGAAUUUUUACUGUUUUCUUCGA